CAGCAAGGAUCCCUUCUACCUCCCCACAGGGUCAAAAGAUACGAGACGUUGGCGGGAAAGUACUGGGACACGUUUUACAAGAACAAUCGCGACCGUUUUUUCAAAGAUCGACACUAUUUGUGGAGAGACUUCCCGGAUCUGGUCCCCCCCGUCCUUUACAAUGAGGAAGCGUGUGAAAAAAGAACAGCAGACAGACCAAAUUACGGGGGAAAUCUAGAAAUGAAGAACAUGGACGUAGCAAGUCCACUACCCCUCUCGAUCAGCCACCAGCCAUCACCUUCAUCACAGGGUCGCCUACCUGCCUCGUCUUCCUUGCCCGCAAGCGUCCCAUCCCUCCCCGACCGCAGGCAGAGUUUAGGUUCGGAGGUGGCACACUACGCUUCAGCUGAGGCAUUCGGGGGAGAAUCAGGACUUGACAAGCCUGCAGCCCAUCAGCGCGUCCUCAUCGAGCUUGGCUGCGGCGUCGGGAACGCUGUCUUCCCACUCCUCGCGCGUGACCCCAACCUUUUCAUCUACGCCUUCGACUUUUCUCCUCGGGCUGUCGCCAUCCUCAAAAACCACCCUGUUUAUAAGAACAGUCGUCGAUGCUUCGCAUGGGUGCAAGACGUUGUGGACACGCCCUCCCUCCCUCCCUUUCUUACGCGAAACGGGGGGCAGGCCGAUCUGUGCCUUUGCAUGUAUGCACUUUCAGCCAUGGCUCCCGACAAAAUCCACCUUGUGGCCCAUAAAAUUUGGGCUGCCUUGAAGCCUGGUGGACGCGUUCUUAUUCGUGACUACGGCCGGUGGGACGAAGCACAGCUACGCUUCAAACGAGGACAUCGCCUGGGCGAGAAUUUUUAUCUACGUUCAGACGGGACGCGGGCGUAUUAUUUCAGCGUUGAAGACCUGAGAAAAAUGUUCUGUGGGAAGGAGGGAGGCUUCAGGGAAAUUGAAGCAGGCUAUGUGAGACGACAAUAUAUAAACCGUGCGGAUGCUGCAACACGGAGGCGCGUUUGGGUUCACGCCCGUUUUGAAAAAGUUUGUGAAUAGAGUGAGAUCACUGAUAGAAUAUCAACCGACUGUGUUUUACCCCCAAAGGAAGCGAAAAGCUUUUCACCAAGUUCGUAUCAGCGAUUGGUAUGAAAUUAAAACCCUUCCACCU
Molecule: messenger RNA, 1141 nt
Organism: Nannochloropsis gaditana CCMP526
Product: methyltransferase like 8
Exons: 1
Source: RefSeq, a predicted model, not a curated record